Molecule: messenger RNA, 4457 nt
Organism: Ceratina calcarata
Lineage: Eukaryota; Metazoa; Arthropoda; Insecta; Hymenoptera; Apidae
Gene: alpha-Man-Ib
Product: alpha-Mannosidase class I b
Exons: 11
Coding region: 9-1805 (598 amino acids)
Biological process (GO): carbohydrate metabolic process; mannose trimming involved in glycoprotein ERAD pathway
Cellular component (GO): membrane; endoplasmic reticulum
Molecular function (GO): mannosyl-oligosaccharide 1,2-alpha-mannosidase activity; calcium ion binding
Source: RefSeq, a predicted model, not a curated record
GAGGAAAUAUGUUUCCGCCGAGAGAUUCCCCGAAGUCGGAUUAUAUCAGUUUGAAUAUCCAGGAAAGCGCGACAUUCGCGCGAGGAACAUCACGUAGCCUCUGGAGGCAAUGGAACCAAUUGUCGAGGUUUCAGAGAAAUAUCCUUUACUUUUUAGUCAUUACUAUUAUAUUAGUCAUAUUUUACUUGCUACCGGGUGAUAAUAAAAGCGGAGUUUUAGAUGAAAGCGAUUAUAAUAACAUAGAGGUAGUUCAAGAUACUCUUAAGUAUGAAAAGGCAGUUGAAGAUAUUGUAGUGGAUAAUGUAAAUCAGGAACAUAAAGGAGGCGGUGAAGUUAUAGAAGAGCCUGAAUUCCAACCAGAAAUAAACCAAGUGGAUGACGAUCAAAUCGGUGAACCACCUCAGCCUAAACCAAAUGCGCUUAAAUUCAAUGGGCCACAAAAUAAUAGGCAGAAAGCUGUCGUUGCAGCGUUUAAACAUUCGUGGAAUGGUUACAAAGAAUAUGCCUGGGGCUAUGAUAAUGUGAAACCAAUUUCAAGGAAAUAUUAUGAAUGGUUCGGCUUAGGUCUUACUAUAGUCGAUUCUCUUGAUACUAUGUACAUAAUGGGCUUAAAUAAUGAAUAUUUAGAAGCCCGGACGUGGGUGGAGAAAAAUUUAGUGUUCACUGUAAGUAGGGACGUUAAUUUAUUCGAAGUUACGAUUAGAGUAUUAGGCGGUCUAUUAUCAGCAUAUCAUCUCUCAGGAGACAAGAUAUUCUUAAACAAAGCCAACGCGUUGGGGGAACGUUUGAUGCCGGCGUUCUCCACGUCGUCCGGUGUUCCUUUCUCGGACGUGAAUCUCGGCACGAAAACUGCUCAUGGGCCCAGAUGGGGACCCGAUAGUAGUACCAGCGAAGUUACUUCGAUUCAGUUAGAAUUUCGUGACUUAAGUCGCAGCACAGGUGAUCCGAAAUUCGAGGAGGCAGCUGCGAAAGUUUCGGACCAUGUACAUCAGUUAGAAAAACAUGACGGUUUAGUACCGAUUUUUAUUAACGCAAAUACUGGACAAUUCCGAGACCAUGCGACGAUCACGCUGGGUGCGCGUGGCGAUAGCUAUUACGAGUAUUUAUUGAAGCAGUGGCUUCAAACAGGGAAAACCAUCAAUUAUCUACGGGACGAUUACCUGUCGGGUAUUGCUGGGACUCAGAAACACUUAGUGAGACGUACAGCAAUUAAUAAAUAUCUAUUCAUAGCUGAACUAGUAGGAGCAAACAGAGACUUGACGCCAAAAAUGGAUCAUCUUACGUGUUACUUAGGAGGUACCUUAGCUUUAGGCGUGCAUCACGGUUUACCGUCGGAUCACAUGGAUCUCGCUAACGAAAUCGUCAAGACUUGUUAUCACACGUAUGCGAUUCAACCCACGUUCCUUGCACCGGAGAUUACUUAUUUCAAUAUUCAGAACGCGGAAGGUGACAAGUCGAUGGAUAUGUAUGUGAAAGUAAACGAUGCGCAUAAUUUACUUAGGCCCGAGUUUAUCGAGAGUCUCUUUUACAUGUGGUAUUUCACGGGAAACAAAACUUUCCAAGACUGGGGAUGGCAGAUAUUUCAAGCUUUCGAGAAUUAUACGAAAGUGGAGAAGGGUUACACUAGUAUCGGGAACGUGAGGAACGUUCACAAUACUGUGCAAAAGGACAUGACGGAGAGCUUCUGGUUCGCCGAGACAUUGAAAUACUUAUACUUGCUGUUCGACGAUACGAGGCAGUUAAUAGAUUUGGACAAAUGGGUAUUCAACUCCGAAGGACACCCGUUGCCCAUAUAUGAAUCGUAAUCGAACCCACCAAACGCCGAAUUUCCGUGUUGGAGAGUCUAACUCUUUCUUUCUCUAUAAAAGAAAAAAAUAUCUUUAAACGCGUAUUAAUAUAAUCACGUCCAUAAGAAAUAUGAAGAGACACACAGUAGUAAUAGCGUUUGAAUUGUAAAAAUUGCCAUACGAUGGGAAAGAAAGAAUUAAACGUAAUAGAGGCCAGUCAAAGAAAUGCCGAAAACCGAAUACGCGAUAGGAAAUUUAGUCUGAUUAAUGUACUUUAAACUAAGAGUAGAUUUUCACUCUUUAGGAUUACUUACUAGCGUUAGAGCUGGUUGCGAACAUCACUACGACACAGAUUCGUAAAGCAACAAUCUUUUGUGAGAAGGAAGAAAAGGAAGCACAGAAGUUAUGCAUUUGCUAACUAUUUAUACUCGAUUUUCUACUAAUUUUCAAAUUCGGACGCGUAUUUAAAAUUCUUGCUAGACUGCGGCUGUUCAUUCGCUCAAAAUAAAAAAUGUAAUAUAUAAAUUAAGAACGCGUACAAUUUUACUCAGGAUAAUUUUGAAAUUUAUCUUAACAAUGAAAUUGCAUUAAUUGAAAUUUAUGUGAUUGUAAUUGAUAGUGUAAUUACGUUAUUUAAAUCAAGUAUAGAUUGUUCGCAGGUAGAUAUUUUAUGAUUAAAAUUUGAUUUAAUGAUUCAGAAAUUUCGAAGCCGCCUCCUUCGGUAUUUGAAAGCAUUUCUAUGAACAUUCGCAGUCUAGUGCAAUUACAAAUGCAGUUUCGUAAAGGAACAAUCUUUUGUGAAAAAGAAAGCGCAGAAAUUACGAAUUUAUACUGGACUUUUUACUCUUUUUUAAAUUUGGAAGCGAAUUCCAAAUUCUUGAUAGACUGCGGCUGUUUAUUUGUUCAAAAUAAAAAAAUGUAAUGUAUACGUUUAAGAUCGAUAAAAUCACAUUCUCGAAAUAAAUUUCAAGCCCAAAUUAAUGUGAGACAGAAAUUUUAUGAUUAAAAUUUGAUUCAAUGUCUCAGAUAUUUUGCUGAGGUAAAAAUUUUACGAUACAAAAUUUGAUUUAAUACUUCAGAGAUUUCAAAAUCCUCUUCUACAAAUUUUCAAAACAUUUCUAAUUAUGAACGUUUAGAGCUCAUAGUACGGUCACAAUGUUUCGCAAAGAACCAAUUUUUUGUCAGAAGGAAGAAAAAGUAUAGAAAUUUUGCAUUUCCUAACUGUUUGUACUCGAUGUUAUUAUUAAUUUGUAAAUUGGGAAAAUAAUUCCAAAUUCUUACUAGACUGCAGCUGGUUAUUCGUUCAGAGUAAAGAAACAAGUCUGUAAAAUUACAUUCCUAGAAGAAAUUUCAAGUAUAGAUUACUCAAUUCUGGGGCAGGAAUUUAUAAUAUGUACAAAAUGUUAUGCCUCAGAAAUUUCGAAGUCGUCUUCAGUAGAUUUCUAAUACACUUCUGUAAACAUCCACAGUCUAAUGCUAUUACUUCCGUAAUAAUUAACAUAAUUCGGGAUCACACUUACGAACUGUAUCAGAGUUGCCGGGUACAAUAUUUAAAAAUAAAAAAAACAUCGUUCUGCUACGAAUUCUUUUUUCUCCUCAGAUCAAAUAGGAUACUAUAAUCACUUUGUACAAAUUUCUAAGUGAACCGUGGUGGCGCAAGUUUUUUUAUGUACUUUAAAAUCAAAACUCGUAAAGUAUAUUUUAUAACACAAAAAUUUUCGAUUUCAUAUUAGUAAUCUUUCAGUAAAAACAUAUUUAUAUUUGCAUUUAUCUUUUAAAAUUUCUGUCUAACAAGAUAUACUGUUGGCAAUAUAUAUAAGUUAGUUUAGUAAUUGGGAUAGCCUCGUACACAUAAGUAGAUUGCGGAUUUUUUGUAAAAUAAAUGUUUAGUAGUAUAUUUCUUAAUCUUUUAAACACAGCAUACAUGUUGCUAUUAAUAUUUUAGGCAGUUUUGUUUUAUGUACUGUAUGUAUUCUUUUACAUACCAUGUUUUGUUAUAAAUGCAUAAAAUCCGCAGUCUGGACGUAAGAGAAUAGACCGAGUGUUCAAUAUAUUUUUGUUGAUCUCCCAGAAGAUAGAGAAAACAUGCUUUUUCUGUUCCUCCACUUUACAUACCAGUAAAAAAGUAAGAAACUUUCCUAUUAAUGUUCUUUCUCUCUACCUAUCACCUGAUCUCAAGUCUCCUACUUGAUCAUUCAGUCUAUUCUCAUGUAUAGGCUGCGGAUUUUAUGCAAUUACACUUGACCUUUCUUUUUACAUGAUUUUGAAGAUACUGGUGCAUUUUUUUUUACAAAAGUCGCUAUCUUUCGGAAACGGUGUGUGAUAGAGCAACUCUGCUUCCGGAUUUGUUCUUGCCAUGAAAAAAUCUAUAAAAAUCACGUAGUGAAUAUUGCAAAACCGGAAAAAAGUUGUUUUUUGUUGGAUUGUGUAAUCAAAAUAGAAAAUCUAUUUCUAUGAACACGAAAAUAAAAAUUUUAGAUUUCUUGGCAAAUGACGAGGGGUCAUUCUGUGUCGAUGAAACUUUUGGUUUAAACGAAGCAACAAUAAGGACCACAAAAACGAAUUUUCUUUUAUUCGAUGUGCUCUCACCUCGUAAAAAGAGGGUCGUGAGAAAAUUGAAUAUGCAAAAAUGAUAAAUGCCACGUGUAAUAAAUCACGUGUACAAAACAA